ACCUGCAGAUGCCAGUCAGUCUCGCAGUCAACGUUCGCGAAGCGUUGUGCGGUGUGUGAUAGUUUAUUAUUUUUUCAUACUGUUCACAGCUCAUCAACCCCUCUCGUUCAAGGUGUUGUUAAAAUACGUUGAAUUGAGUUUUUCGCCCUUCCAACAAAUAUAAGUGCCGGUAAACAAUGUUUAAUAUUAAUUGGAUUACACGGAAUAUGAUAAUAUUGUGUCAAGCUCGAUGAAUGCUUAUGAAACCGGGUCCAGUGUCAGUCAAAGUGACGCGCUUCCAAAGAGUCGCCCUUUCGCCGCGUUACUCGAAUUCUCUCCUCUCUUUAAUAUAUAUACACACACACACACCAAGAAAAAUCCCAAAAGCCUUCCAUGCUGUGAUUAUUCAAAAAAGUAUCUUCUAUAAAGAGAAAUAAAUUACAAGUAAAUCACAAAUUAUUCUUGACAGAGAAUCGACAGAAUCUUUUAUAUCACAGGUGAAUUUCGCAGUGCGGAACAACGGGGUGUGUACCUCUCUCUCUCCUGAUUUAUUUCAAAUGACGCGUACGCCGGCAUUACUGCAUCUCAGUACAAUGAUGUAUCGAAGGAGAAAAUUCAUGGCGAGAAUGAGAAUAAAUCCAAAUGGAGAAAGAUAGGUUUGAUAAAAUUAAUCGCGGAAAUAGGGAUGACAGUGCUACAUAACCCCACCGGCCGGUUAAAAAGUAGCGAGAGGAUCAUCCUUAUGACGUGAGAUUGUGGAAAUCUCGAAGAAAAAUGAACUACAUGCUAUGUACCCUAUAUGGGUUCGCGAUAUUCUUUAUGAUAUUUUGGCUGUCAAUGUGGUUAGUGCAUAUUAUUGCGUUGGUGGCCGGUCGUUGGAAGCUGCAUCGAAAAGUUGCGCAAGUGCCGAUCUACGAAACGCCCUGGCCCGGUGUUUCAAUAAUAAAACCUCUAAUGGGUGUUGAUCCAAAUUUAUUUGGCAAUUUGGAAACGUUCUUCCUAUUGGAAUAUCCAAUGUAUGAGAUUCUAUUUUGCGUUGAGGACGAAACUGAUCCUGUUCUUAUGCUCGUUUAUAAAUUAAUGGAGAAAUAUCCGCAGGUUGACGCGAGGCUGUUUGUCGGUGGUUGUGGCGUUGGUGUUAAUCCAAAAAUCAACAACAUGCAACCGGCUUAUGAGGCAUCAAAGCAUGAUUUAAUAUUAAUAAGUGAUAGUGGUAUUAGAAUGAAGGAGGAUACGUUACAGGAUAUGGUGAAUUAUAUGACUGAUAAUGUUGCAUUGGUGCAUCAAAUGCCUUUCACGUGUGACAGAGAGGGUUUCGCUUCGGUUUAUGAGAAAAUAUUCUUUGGCACUGUACAAUCGCGAAUGUAUUUGGCCGCUGAUUUGUUGAGGAUUAAUUGUCAUACGGGAAUGUCGGCGCUGUUGAGGAAGGCACCUUUGGAGGAGGUUGGAGGUUUGAAGAGUUUUGGUGUUUAUUUGGCGGAGGAUUUCUUUUACGCUAAAUCGUUAACGACUCGUGGCUGGAGGAUAACAGUGUGCUCGCAGCCGGCUAUGCAAAAUAGUGGACACUGUGAAGUGCAAUCGUUUCAGGCGAGAUUGAGACGAUGGGCAAAAUUACGAGUUGCCAUGCUUCCAUUGACUAUUGUGCUUGAGCCACUUAGUGAGUGUUUAGUCCUGGGUGCUUGCACUUCAUGGGCAGCUAGUGUACUUUUUGAGUGGGAUUCCCUAGUCUUUUAUUUAGUUCACAUACUUUUGUGGUUUAUGUUUGACUGGACCAUGUUGUGCGUGGUGCAAAAUGGACCCUUACCUUUUAAUAAACUCGAGUUUAUUAUCGCUUGGUUACUUAGUGAAACCACGAGGCCGUAUUUAUUUCUGCAGGCAGUUCUUGAUCCCCUGAUUCAGUGGAGAUCGCGAGUCUACAAGUUAAAAUGGGGUGGAAUUGCCGAGGAAGUCAAGGCUAAAGUCAAAUACUGAGGAGAAGAAUCAUCUCUGUACUUAAAAAGCUCAUGGAUAAGAGACACAAAAAUUAUGUAUGUAUAUGUACAUAUAUAAAGUCACAUAUAUAUGAUGCAUAUUCAACAUACAUAUACGUAUACGUAUAUUAUAUACACGAAGGAAGGAAGAAAAAAAAAAGUAGAGACAGAAAAAAAAUUCUUUUUUCACACAUAUUAAAUUGUAUGUGUUUAAAGAAUCUCAAAAAAUAAGAAUCGUAUUUGCGAAUCGUAAUUAAAGAAAUUAAAUUAACAAAUUAAUUUUCACAAAAUAAUUCUUAUGGUAUGCUCAAAAAAUAGAAAAAAAAAAGAAUGCUAGUGCAAUGAACCGAGAAAUCUUUUUACCUAUAAUAGGUACUUGUUUGAAAGAAAAAACAAAAAUAUUAAUUUAAAUCUAGGAAUGUUAUUUAUUUCCGUAGUUAUUUCAUGCCUAAAUCUUGCUAUAUCACAGUUCUAAAGAGAGAAAGAAUGAGAGAGAAUGAAAAGUACAUAACAACCAAAAAAGGAUAGUUACAUUUUAUCGUUGUGUUCAUGAAAAAAAAAAUAAAUAUUAAAUUAAAUUGUAAUUUAGUAAAUUUAACAAAAAAAGGAGCACAAAAGUAGCAGACAAAAAAAAUUGUGAGGAAAUUGUAUAGAAAAAAACAGUGCUCAAAUCAGUCAAAAUUAUUUUUAUUACUAUUUCUUUUUUUUUAUUGUUAUCGAGUUUUCUAGUUUUUAAUUAGAUAUUUUAGAUAGGUCAAUGUUAGGUAAAGAAAGUAGGUUUGAAACAAUGUCAUCGACCAUAGAUUUGAGAGGAGAACAAAAAUGUAAUUCGUCCUUCCUUCAAAAUUGCAUUUUGAAUUUUUUGAUAAUCAAAUUGUUUUUAAUUUUUUUAUUGUUAAAAGUAAAAAAUAUUGGUAAAAUUAAAAAAUCGUAUCAUUGAAGAAAGUAAUUUGAUAUCGUAAAAUAGUUCUUUAUUGGAAAAUUUCAUUUGAUUGGAAAUAAUUUCAAACAAUUGUUUUUAUUUGAAACAAAAAUCUAGCCAUUUUGAUUGGUGAAAAAAAUGGUAAAGAAAUUAAAAUUUCGAUUGCUUUUAAUUUUUUGUUAAAAAUAAAAAAUAUUGAUAAAAUUGAAAAAUUUUAUCAUGAUAAAAUUUGUUGAUUGACAUCCUAAA
Messenger RNA from Leptopilina heterotoma, 3120 nucleotides. It is a transcript of the gene GlcT, whose product is annotated as ceramide glucosyltransferase. NCBI's taxonomy places the organism in Eukaryota, Metazoa, Arthropoda, Insecta, Hymenoptera, Figitidae. The coding region runs from base 754 to 1950 and encodes 398 amino acids. Gene Ontology annotation, biological process: glucosylceramide biosynthetic process. The transcript has 2 exons. The record is from RefSeq and is a predicted model, not a curated record. Gene Ontology annotation, cellular component: membrane. Gene Ontology annotation, molecular function: ceramide glucosyltransferase activity.